Molecule: messenger RNA, 1677 nt
Organism: Ochotona curzoniae (black-lipped pika)
Lineage: Eukaryota; Metazoa; Chordata; Mammalia; Lagomorpha; Ochotonidae
Gene: HAP1
Product: huntingtin associated protein 1
Exons: 10
Coding region: 1-1677 (558 amino acids)
Biological process (GO): anterograde axonal transport of mitochondrion; neurogenesis; neurotrophin TRK receptor signaling pathway
Cellular component (GO): dendrite
Molecular function (GO): signaling receptor binding
Source: RefSeq, a predicted model, not a curated record
AUGCGCCCGAAGGAGCAGGGGCAGGGCUGUGCCGGUGGCAGCGGGCUGGAGUCCGGUCCCGGCUCCGGAAACCCCGCGGCGGUCACUCCCGCACCGUCGUCCAGAGCCGAUUCCGCUCCGGAGCCCUCGGCCGGGCCCGAACCCAGCUCUACGCAGGCAGCGGGAGCUGGACCGGGAACCGGAUCGCGAGGAGUUGCUGGGUCGCAACCUGGGACCAAGUCUCGAUCCCAGCGCCCGGCUGUGUUCUUUGCAGAGCACGGGGAUGUGCCCUGGACCCGCUUCAUAUUCCAAGGGCCCUUCGGCCCCCGGGCCACAGGCCUGGGAAGUGGCAGGGCAGCGGGCAUCUGGGAGACGCCAGCCGCCUACAUUGGCCGGCGGCCUGGGGUGUCUGGCCCUGAACGCGUCGCUUUCAUCCGGGAGCUGCAGGAAGCGCUGUGCCCUGACCUACCCCCACCCAAGAAGAUCACCCAAGAUGACAUCAAAGUGAUGCUGUAUUUGCUGGAGGAGAGAGACAGGGACCUGAACACGGCGGCCCGCAUCGGUCAGUCCCUGGUGAAGCAGAACAGUGUUCUGAUGGAGGAGAACAGCAAGCUGGAAGCCAUGCUGGGCUCAGCCCGGGAGGAGAUUCUACACCUCAGGCAGCAGGUGAACCUGCGAGAUGAUCUCCUCCAGCUGUACUCAGAUUCUGAGGAUGAGGAUGACGACGAGGAGGAUGAAGAGGGAGAGGAGGGACAAGAGGAGGAAGAGGAGGGAGAGGAGGAAGAAGAGGAGGAGUUGGAAGAGGAAGAAGAAGAGGAACCAGAAGAAGAGGCUCGGCGGCAUGACCAUUCCUACGGCGCCCCCAGGCCGCCCCCUCCGGAGGAGCCGCUGCACCACUGCCCGCAGCUGGAGGCGCUGCAGCGGAAGCUGAGGCUGCUGGAGGAGGAGAAUGACCAGCUGAGAGAGGAGGCCUCCCACCUGGACACCCUGGAGGAUGAGGAGCAGAUGCUCAUCUUGGAGUGUGUGGAGCAGUUUUCUGAGGCCAGCCAGCAGAUGGCCGAGCUGUCCGAGGUGCUGGUGCUGAGGCUGGAGAACUACGAGCGGCAGCAGAAGGAGAUCACGCAGCUGCAGGCCCAGAUCGCCAGGCUACAGCAGCGCUGCCAGUCGUAUGGGGUGGAGACCGAGAAGUGGCAGCAGUAUUCGGCUUCGGAGAAAGAAAUCCAGAUGCAACUCCAGGAAGAGGACGUGCGGGACAAGUACUCAGACAGCAAGGUCAUGUGCCAGGAGGAGACGAAGACCCUCCAUGAGCAGCCUCCGAUGUCCACUGGCUCUGUCAGCCACUUUGCGUACAGCCUGCCUCUGCCCGUGGAGGAACUGGGGGCAGCAGAGGAGGUGGGGCCCUCUGAGGAAGGGGCGGCCCAAGAGGCAGAACUGGUGUCUGAGGAGGUGGAGGCCUGGGAGGAGGUAGAGCCGGAGCUGGAUGAGGCCACACGCAUGAAUGUGGUGAUCUCGGCUCUGGAGGCCAGCGGCCUGGGUCCUUCGCACCUGGACAUGAAGUAUAUCCUCCAGCAACUGGCCAGCUGGCAGGAUGAGCACUACAGGCGGCAGCAAAAGCAGAAGGUGCCUCCGCAAGGUGAGUGCUCCAGCAGGGGCCUCCCUCCUUCUAGCCGGACCAGCUGCAGAUCUUCAAGCCGAUAA